AUGGAGAAUGGUACGUUUUUUGCCACUGGAUCAGGUCCCCAACUGUAAUUUGACAGUAAGAUAAAUGUGAGCUAUUAUGAGUAAAAACCUAUUGGUUUACAGUGUUCAUCCAACCUAAAAAGCAUGCCCUUUCUGAGUGUUGCUGACCUCGCAAAGACCAGAGUUCCCUGCACGAGCCGGCGCAUGUGAAUGUCUUUUGCUUGCGUUCUGUUUUCCGCAAAAGGCCUGACUUUUGCGGGGGGCGGUCGCUCUCAGAUGGUCUGAUUUUUCACGUUUUUACGGUUGAAAUUACUACCGGCGUUCUUUGGUGCUCUCAUACCACUUGAGCGGCAAAUAUGUCAUAAUGACAUGGUUUUUGAAGUUGUUAUAACAACAAAUAUUGAUGUAAAAUAUAUAAGUGAUCAUACUGGCGUACAUUUCAGACGAUGUUGAGUUAAUUUCAAUGGUUUAACGCGUUUCGAUAAGGAAAAUGGACCUUGAAAAUCGCUGAAACCUUUUUGUAACCGAAAGAACUGAUUUUUGAUCGGUUUAUCGGAUGUUUCGACGGUUUAGACGGCUCAACUUGAGUUGAAAUAAUUAGUAGAGAAUACGGGAAUACCGGAAAUGUCCAGGAUGAAUUCUGUGUGAGCUGCGUAUACAGUGAAAUAAGUUAUGCAUCUCAAAGCUAAAGUUUUAAAAAUUUUUUUAAAAAAUCACCGCUUGUAAGCUAUCUUAAAACAUUUUAAAUUAAAAACGUGAUGGCUCACAUCCAAAUUAUUUUGAAUACUUUUCAAAUACUUUCGAAUUCCCGCCAGAUUUUCUGGCGAUAGCCGGAAAACUUUUUUUCUGGUCGACUCUCCUCUUUUUACUAUAUCCCUCACAAAGUGCGAAAUAAAAUUUUGCUAUGUUCAUAUAAUAUUUAGUCUAGUCAGAGUCUCGGCAUCUUGAUCACUUCACUGAAGCCCUUAAACUGAGAAUUGUUUGCAAAUACGAACAUAUCGUAUCUUUUUGUGCACCGAACAACAUGUUGUUCGCAGCCAGGUCAUUCUGAUGGUUCGAUCGUUACAAACUCCGCCCGCAAACAUCUUCCCUUCCACUGUAGUCGAGCUGAGCCCGACCGAAAUAGCAACGUUAAUGAUAAUUGUUUCGAACUGGCCACAACUUUGUUCACGCCACCUUUUCUUGUAUAAAAGGCGGAGUCAGCGACAGUCUUCGGUCAGCUUUGUCCAUCAAAAAGUCAGAGCUUAGUUUGGACUGACAACGGGUUACUGUACAUUCCAGCGUGGUGUUUGUUGUAUAUUCAGAGUAACUAAACGCUUAGCCUACCCUAUUUAUUACUUCUAUAGAGACUUCACGGUAAGAUUUUCGACUGGAUUGACGACUUUUGAGAUUUUUUGACACUCCAAAGUGUCAACUUACUUUUUGAAAAAAGUUCAGCACAGAAAUUACGAUGGUAUUUUGCCUUAUUCUUUGCCCACCAAAGUAGUAAAGGCUGUAAUCGGAAGAUUUUUCAAGUCCUUGGUAAACCGAAAAAACUACGCUAUAAAUUAUGUUACAACGUAAGAUGAAGUUUGCUUUUACAAACUUCGCACUUCUCGAUAAAUUUCCACAAUGGUCUCUGGUAAUUUUUGGAAAGGUCAUUUGCAAAACAAAAGUCUGAAGUUGAGACUUUCAAAUAGCUGUAUUAAUAUUUUUGACAACGAAAUUUUUAUACUUUUAUGAGUUCAUUGUAAAAUACGGCGUUAUCCAUAUAAGGUGGACCUCGGGCAAAUUCGAUUUUUUUGGUUAUGACGCUCAGACUCGCGUUUUCGACCAUAGCAACUUUUUUACUACAGUGGGGGACCUGAUCCAGUGGCAAAAAACGUACCAUUUUGCAUCCGUGAAGCAUCAAAAAUGUGGGAGAACGCUUCCGUCUCCAAGUGAAAAACCGCUUUGAAGGGCUUCCCCUCACAGAAAGAGCGGGCGGGCUUUUGAAAUCGGAGUUUUUUCACUUGGAGAAGGAAGCAUUUUGCCACAUUUUUUAUACUCCCUGGAUGCAAAAUGGUACGUUUUUUGCUACUGGAUCAGGUCUCCCACUGUAGUAAAAAAGUUGCUAUGGUCGAAAACGCGAGUCUGAGCGUCAUAACCAAAAAAAUCGAAUUUAUAUUUAUCCGGAGCCCACCUUCUAUGGAUAACGUCGUAUUUUACAACGAAACCAUAAAAGUAUAAAAAUUUUGUUGUCAUAAAUACCCUACAGGGAUGAUGCAGAAAUUUUUGGCGGGUUUUUACUUUUCCCGAUGUCUUCCACGAUUUCUCCUUUUUUCUGAUUAUUUGCCGCAAAUCAUAAAAAGCGGGAUGGCGGGUUUCUUUUUUUUACUUUCAAGUGCAAAUCGAGUGAAAGGGACAGUUUCGGACUCCCAGGAAGGCUGCGGAAGACACGAUGUACGGAAAAAGUCGAUCGGCUUGCGAUCGUUUUUGGAACGUGGAGGGGCCCCGGUUGGGGAUGGAUGGGUUCAAAGGUCGAGGUUUUGCAGCGUGGUUAUUAAACAGGGUGUAUGAAAUUCGUAUGGAUGUCAGUGGAUUUUUAACGAGGUGUUUUGGUGGGUAUUAAAAAUAUAGCUCUUGCAGGUCUGCGGUAAUAUCUUUGGAUAAAAAUGUUAUAUUGAAUUGCAAAAAUUUUUGAGAAACGAAGAUAUUAGGUGUUGUGUCGCUUAUACAGUGGGGGACCUGAUCUAGUGGCAAAAAACGUACCAUUUUGCAUCCGGGAAGACUCAAAAAUGUGGUAAAAUGCUUCCCUCUCCAAGUGAAAAAACUCCGGUUUCAAAGGCGCGUCCGUUCUUUUUGUGAAGGAGUCUUUCAAAACGGAGUUUUUUCACUUGGAGGGGGAAGCAUUUUGCCACAUUUUUGAUCCUUCCCGGAUGCAAAAUGGUACGUUUUUUGUCACUGGAUCAGGUCAUUCUCUAUAGGUGUUUCGCUUAUAUUGGGGAUAUUUCGCCCCGCGCCGACUCUAUGUUCCGCUGUUAAACUUUAGACUUUCGUUCUUGCAAAAAGAAUACCAAAACGUUUUCGGUUUGUACUUUGUCCACUCUUUUACACACCUUUGAAAAUCACGUUUUUACAUGUUAAUAACGGCUAAUUUCCUCUCACCUCUGAAUCUUCGCCUUCAACGGACAGUUGCUGUUAUCAGAUACCAAGGGGUCCUUAUUUCUGUCCUUUUGCUCCUUAUCUUUUCGAAUUUUUCGGAAUAAAUGGCGUGAUUGGGGGUUUGAAGGCAACUAUAUCGACACAUAGUUGAUAUUAGGUAGUUGCCAAUUAUGGGGUGUUCCUGAGCAUGGAGAUGUUCGUUUUUUGAGAGAAUCACUUUAAUUAUAAGUCAUUAUUAUGCAUUUUUGGGGGUAAAAUAAAUUGAAGUAGCGCGAGAAAAUUCUGAGUAUAUAAAACAUAUAAAACCAAAGUUAUACUUGAUAUAUCAAGACUCUACUUUUAGGGUUACCGGGUUUCAAUUUUUCACUUUACAACCGAGUAUAACAACAAAGAUGGCGAACAUUACUGGUCAAGUGGAGGUUGCGGACAUUCUCUUCGCCGACGAUUGGAAUCUGGAAAGGACGAUGACUUUUAUGCACCAUUGGGUCCCAACCUCGUAUAAAGUAAGUGUUUUAAAUACGUUUUGCUGCUCAAUAUAGAGUAGAAACGUUGAAGUUUUAGAUCACAAUGGCCUAUCUGCUAGUAAUCUUCGCGGGUCAGAAGAUCAUGGAGAAAUGCCAAGCCUUCGACAACUAUCUGAUGGACCUUAUCCUUGCUGUCUGGAACUUUGGAUUCAGUGUUUUCUCCGGAAUCGCCGCGUACAAAUUGCUCCCAGAGCUGUUCUACAGCAUCAAGACCACUGGAUUUGUUGGAUCUUACUGCAACAACCUGGAGUAUUACACCGAUCCCAGCACUGGGUACUGGGGAUGGAUGUUUGUGAUGAGCAAAUUCCCGGAACUCGGAGACACGCUGUUCUUGGUGCUCAGGAAACGACCCGUCAUCUUCAUGCACUGGUAUCAUCAUGCUCUCACCUUUGUCUACGCUCAGGUAGGUUGAUUUCGUAAGGUGACAUCUUAUACGAAGAAAGAUGUUUUGUGAAAUUUUUAUAAUUUUUUGAAAUUUUUUUUUCAGGUGACCUACAAUGAAACCCAGGCUUGGUGUAGAUGGUCAUUGGCCUUGAAUUUGUUCGUUCACACUGUUAUGUACUUGUAAGCGAAUUGAAAAUUAAAAAAAAAAAAGUUUUUUUAAUCUUUCGUGAACUUUUAUUUUUAGCUACUUUGCUGUUCGCGCCCUCCACUGGAAGACCCCAAGAGUGGUUGCCAAAUUCAUCACGACAAUCCAAAUUAUCCAAUUUGUCAUCUCCUGCACCAUUUUCUCACAUUUGGUCUACAUCAAGACCUUCGACACCAUCCCCAACUGUCAAGCCAGCUGGAAUGUCCUCGGACUUGGCGGUCUUAUGUACUUGAGCUACCUGUAUCUAUUCGCACAGUUCUUCUACAACGCCUACAUCGCCAAAUCGCAGAAGAAGACGAAGAAAGUGGAGUAA
Messenger RNA from Bursaphelenchus xylophilus (pine wood nematode), 4528 nucleotides. The record is from the annotation of a GenBank genome assembly. Lineage: Eukaryota; Metazoa; Nematoda; Chromadorea; Rhabditida; Aphelenchoididae.